GAUUUGUUUGUUAUUAUCCGCAACCGAAAGACACUACUAGUACCACUACUGAUUUGAAUUUGUAUGCGACUUAUUUGGAAAUCAUGUUAAAACAAAAGCACAUCGCACAGCGUCUGACUGCAACAACAAAAAACUCACUAAAUGCACUGAUUAGUAACAUGUCCUUAAGUAAUGAAGAUAAUGGGUUAAAACACAAAGCAAGCACACAAUUAGAAAAGUUGCGACUGUUACCUUUCAGAAAGAUAAAAUUCAACAGCAAGCUCUAUCACGAUCAAAAUGAUGCCAAUUUGGUUCAACGGCUAAAGCUAAAGUUUGGAAAAACUCGAUUUUAGUGAUAGGUAAUUGGUCUGCUCCGAAUACGAAAUUCCAGGAGCCCACAAGAAGUAAAGGCCUAAUCAAAAUGUUGAAGAAGGCAGGAUUUACUGUUCUUUUAAUCGACGAGUUUAAAACGUCCUCAUAUUGCCCUACUUGCGAAAGCGAACUGGAGACAUUCAAGACUGUUGUCAACCCUCGCCCAUACAAAAAAGCCGAUGCACCAACUGUUGAAUGUCACGGUUUAUUAAGAUGUCAAAAUCUUAAAUGUCUUGAUAACGGCGAAAAACAAAGAAGAAAACUCUGGAACCGGGACUUGGCCGCAGUGCUGAACUUUAAGAAGAUAGUUGAAAGCUUACGAGAAACUGGUCGAAGACCAGCAAUAUUUUGCAGAAAAAACACCGAAACUAUCCAUCAAGGUUAACGCUUUGGUUAUUUAAUGCAGAAAUACUGUAUUGAUUUACUAGAAGAUUGUAGCAAAAAUCAUUAAGUUUCAUAUGACAUCAGAGUUGCAAGAAACCUAAAAACUGUUAGAACAGUAGCGUCAAUAGAAUUAACAACAAGGUUUAGCUAGAUCUAGUCUAAAAUAAAAUAAGAUUUCA
This is a messenger RNA of Gilbertella persicaria, 914 nucleotides long. RefSeq lists its product as uncharacterized. The transcript has 3 exons. The coding region runs from base 401 to 736 and encodes 111 amino acids. The record is from RefSeq and is a predicted model, not a curated record. Lineage: Eukaryota; Fungi; Mucoromycota; Mucoromycetes; Mucorales; Choanephoraceae.